AUGGAUAAGCUGGGCUCCAGGGGCAGCCCGCCGCCCGCGCUGGGCAGGCUGCAGGGCCGCGCCGGCCUCAGCCCGUCGGCGUCGGCGGCGCAGCUGGAGCGCUACCCGGCGUCGCCGCCCGCCGCGCAGCUGGACAAGUACCCGCCCCCGCAGCUGGAGGGCCGGUUCGGCGGCGGCCGCUCGACGCCCCAGCAGCAGCAGCCCGAGGGCCGGUCGACGCCGUCGACGCAGCUGGACAAGUACCCCGGGCCGGCGGGCCGGCAGGCGUCUUCGCUGUCGGAGCACCGCUACGGGCGCGACUCGCCGACCGUGGUGGCGCCGCCGCCGGCGGCGCUGCUGGAGCGCUUCGCGACGCCGCCCGCCGCCCCCGAGAACAGCCUCAUCGAGCCGUACGUGCCGCCCCCGCAGCAGCAGCAGCAGCAGCACGCGGCGUCGCCCCCGCAGCCGGGCACGGCCACCGGCUCGCUCGAGCUGAGCCGCACGCCCAGCGAGGAGCCGCCGCCGUCCAGCGAGGCCAAGUCGAAGAGCGUGUCCUUCGAGGACGAGGAGCAGUCGUCGCCCGCGCCCGUCUCGCUCGUCGUGCACCCGCCGCCACCCGCCGAGAAGCCCGAGCGCCGCGUCCUGUCGGCCCGCGAGCGCUGGCACUGGGCGUACAACAAGAUCGUGAUGCAGCUCAAUGUGAGUACCGGCAGCACGCACCAGCCUCCCGCACCCAGCACCUGUCCAUUCUCACGCGCCCCUGCAUUAUCGCCUCAGUCUACAGCAGUCUUCUAA
Schistocerca nitens (vagrant locust) is the source of this 774-nucleotide messenger RNA. RefSeq lists its product as uncharacterized. The transcript has a single exon. The coding region runs from base 1 to 774 and encodes 257 amino acids. Lineage: Eukaryota; Metazoa; Arthropoda; Insecta; Orthoptera; Acrididae. The record is from RefSeq and is a predicted model, not a curated record.